AUGCCUAAUUAGAUUCCUCAACCUGUCCCGUUGGACUAAAAAAUUUUACUUACCUCCAUUACAUAUCACAAAUUAGAAAGACGUAUUACUUGAAAUUAAUUCGUCCUCAAAUUAUUUCAAUUCGGCACAUGGGCACGCCCCGUUCUGAUCAACCGCAAACUAGAUCAUGUAAAACAGCUUUAGGCUCCACCUGCUGCGUAGUAAUGCUGCGACAUUUUGUUUAUACUGGAAGUCAUUUGCUCAAAGAAGCCGGAAUAGACUAAAGAGCAGUGUUAAUAAAUUAAACAUCCGAAAAACGAAAGUAUAACUCCCAUGACUGACAUGACAUUGGCAAAAUUCUAGAAGAUAAGCCAGAAACUUAAAAAUAUAAUAGAAUACAUUACAGGCAAAUGUUCUCGGUGAGGGAGCGCCCUUAUGCGUUUCGGUCGCAGCAAUGUCGGAACAGAUAAUGUGUAAUUCGUAUAACUCAAGCUUGUCUCAUCUCGCAAUAAACGUUCGUUUCUGCACAAUACUCAAUUAUUUUAUUGUAAAAAUGACAUCAGAAUCUAAACCAAAAAUUGUUGUUAUUGGAUCGUGCAGUGUAGAUUUUACAACAUAUGCUCCAAGACUUCCCAGUCCGGGAGAAACAUUACAUGGGACCAAAUUCGUUACCAGUUAUGGAGGGAAAGGAGCUAAUCAAUGUGUAGCUGCAGCAAAGUUGGGUGGCAACGCUCACAUGAUUUGUAAAUUAGGAGACGAUCAAUGGGGCAAGAAAUAUAAAGAACAUUUAAAGGAAUGUGGUGUAAAUGUUACAUAUAGCCAUAAUGCAGCAAAUUCAAUGACUGGAAUCGCUCAAAUAUCGGUUGCCGAAAAUGGAGAGAAUCAAAUAGUAAUCGUCCCUGGUGCAAAUAAAUUGCUCAGCAAGUCAGACGUUCAAGAGGCUCUUGUACUUAUAAAGAAUGCUGAUAUUCUGAUAGGUCAACUAGAAAUUCCAUAUGAGACAACCCUGGAAGCCUUCAAAUUAAAUAAGGGUCUGAGACUAUUGAAUGCUGCACCUGCAAUGCAAGACAUUCAUGAAAUAUUCCCGUACUGUUCUAUACUUUGUGUGAAUGAAAGUGAAGCUUCUUACCUCACAAAUAAUUCUGUUACAUUAUCCAAUGCGGCACAUGCUCUACUCAGAUUACUAGACACUGGGUGUGAGACAGUUGUUAUAACGCUGGGUGAAAAGGGAGCAGUGUAUGCAACUAAAUACGAUCGCAAAGGAAUACACGUCCUAACGCGCAGCGUUAAGCCAGUGGACACAACUGGUGCCGGCGACGCUUUUGUGGGAGCUCUGGCUACAUUUUUAGUCAAAUAUAAAACUCUCCCAUUGCACCAAAUAAUAGGCGCUGCAUGCGAAGUUGCUACGAUCUCUGUUACACGGGAAGGUACACAAACAAGCUACCCUACAGAUUAUAAACCUUUUGCUAAGGAAUAUGAGUAUAUAAGUUUAUAAAAUAAAAAAUGUUUUUAAUCCUAGAAAAUUGUUGUAACAGA
Hyposmocoma kahamanoa is the source of this 1515-nucleotide messenger RNA. Its product is annotated as ribokinase-like. The transcript has 9 exons. The record is from RefSeq and is a predicted model, not a curated record. Gene Ontology annotation, molecular function: ribokinase activity. Gene Ontology annotation, biological process: D-ribose metabolic process. Bases 434 to 1474 code for a protein of 346 amino acids. Lineage: Eukaryota; Metazoa; Arthropoda; Insecta; Lepidoptera; Cosmopterigidae.